Anguilla rostrata (American eel) is the source of this 3107-nucleotide messenger RNA. RefSeq names its product signal transducer and activator of transcription 6, interleukin-4 induced (gene stat6). Gene Ontology annotation, biological process: regulation of cell population proliferation; response to peptide hormone; regulation of transcription by RNA polymerase II. Gene Ontology annotation, molecular function: RNA polymerase II cis-regulatory region sequence-specific DNA binding; DNA-binding transcription factor activity, RNA polymerase II-specific. The record is from RefSeq and is a predicted model, not a curated record. The transcript is spliced from 22 exons. NCBI's taxonomy places the organism in Eukaryota, Metazoa, Chordata, Actinopteri, Anguilliformes, Anguillidae. The coding region runs from base 367 to 2634 and encodes 755 amino acids.
UAGGACUGCACUUCUCAGCGCUACAGAGGGUUGGCGAACUGUCUGUCGAGGGCACUAAUCUGUUGAGAAGCUUUCGUUUUCUUCAUAUCUAUCCACUUUCACCCAGGACAGUUGAUUUAGUAUUCAACCUACACGGUUUACACCACGAAUGUUACUGCGUAUGGCUGCUUCUAACGGACAGUAAAGAGAACUCAAUUUACGUAACGACGUACUGUAAAAGACUAUCAUAUCAGAAAAACGUUAAAACAAAUCGAACACAAGAACUUGAGGACGUCGACCUCCUGGAAAGCUUUUCAGAUGUUCACCACGCAGGCAAGACGUUAACCCAAAACGUUAAUCCACGGUUCACUGACGCCCUGCGAUAGGAUGGCGCAGUGGAAACAGUUGCAGCUGCAGCUGCAGUGCCUGUCCCACCAGCACCUGAAUGAGCUCUACCCCCCCACCUUCCCCAUGGAUGUCCGCUGCUACCUGGCUUCCUGGAUCGAGGAACAGUGCUGGGAUGAGAUCAUCGACAGUCCGGAUCAGGAUGCUCGGGCGUUGGGGUUGUUGGAGCAGAUCAUCUCUCUCCUGCAGAGAAUCUCACAGGACAGCAGCAAUGUGGUGGAGAAGAUGCGGCUGCAGCAGAUCUCCAGGAACAUGAAUGUCUACCGAUCUCAGCCUCUUCAGCUGGUGAAGACGGUCCAGAACACCCUAAACAAAGAGAGAAUCCUGCUCAACCAUGUACUCCCCACUUUCUCCCCCUCCACCUCACAGGCGUCAUACUUCCCCUCUCCACGUGCCUGGGCUGGGCCAGCCAGCUUUGAGUCCCUGCAGGUUUCCUUGGCGUCCAACAUGAGCAACGGUCUGGACGCCAAUUCAUCAGAACAAAUCAAGAAACUCCAGAGCCGCAUUCAGCAACUUGAAUUUAACGGGCAGGAAAUUUCCAAGAAGCGCCUGCAGCUCCUGCGGGAGGCGGUGGACUGCCUGGAACACUGCCAGGCUCGCCUCCUCCAGCGGAUAAAGUCCUGGAGGAGGGAGCAGCACCUGGCCUCCAUUGGGGCCCCUUUCGACGAUAACCUGGGGCCCCUGCAGACCUGGUGUGAGCAGUUACUUGGCGUGAAUGUUAAACUCAGACAGGAAAUUAUUCUUGUGGGGCGGGACUGUCCAGGCGGGGAGCCAAUCACAGAGCUGCAGGAGAGGCUCGGUCUUCUGCUCCAGACACUAAUCCAGAGCUCCCUGAUGGUGGACAAGCAGCCCCCGCAGGUGAUAAAGACGCAGUCCAAGUUCUCCACCACCGUGCGCUACCUGCUGGGGGAGAAGGUGACCCCAGGGAAGCCCGUUCUGCUCAAGGCCCAGAUCAUCACCGAGAUGCAGGCCCGGAGCCUGGGCCAGCUGGGCUCCAUCCCCACGGAAAACGUUGGCGAGCUGAUCAACAACUCGGCCAUCUUGGAACACAACACGUCCACCAAGAGCACUUGCGCCACCUUCAGGAACAUGUCCAUAAAAAAGAUUAAGAGGGCGGACAGGAGGGGAUCGGAGUCGGUGACUGAAGAGAAGUUUGCGCUCCUUUUUUCCAGUGAAAUCAGUAUCACGGGGUGUGACAUGCCCUGCUGCAUGCAGGUGAUCUCUCUUCCCAUCGUUGUGAUCGUUCACGGUAGCCAAGACAACAACGCUCUGGCCACAAUCAUAUGGGAUUGUGCCUUCUCUGAACCAGACCGGGUACCGUUCGUGGUCCCUGAGCGGGUGCCCUGGAAGCAGAUGUGUCUGACCCUGGACAGUAAGUUCCGGUUAGAGGUGCAGACGCAGCGCAGCCUGGACCCCUACAACCAGCACUUCCUCGCACAGAAGAUCUUCGACAAGCCCGACAUCUCCGGAGACUUCAGCAACAUGCUGGUGUCCUGGGCCCAGUUCAAUAAGGAAGUGUUGCCAGGGCGUUCAUUCACCUUCUGGCAGUGGUUUGAUGGUGUGAUGGAGCUCACCAAGAAACACCUGAAGAGCUACUGGAGUGAUAAGCUAAUUUUCGGUUUCAUCGGGAAGCAGCAGCUGCACCUCAUCCUGCAGGACCGCCCAGACGGAACCUUCCUUCUCCGCUUCAGUGACUCAGAGAUCGGGGGGAUCACCAUCGCCUACGUCUCCUCCUGCGAGAACAGAGGCAGGAGAAUACAGAACAUCCAGCCCUUCACCAAAAGGGACCUGGAGAUCCGUUGCCUGGGCGACCGCAUCCGGGACAUCGAGUUCAUCACGCACGUGUACCCGGACUCGCCCAAAAACGACGUGUUCAAGAAGUAUUACACAGACGACCCUCAGCCUUACAACAGCGGCUACAUCCCCAUCUCCAUCCAGACCAAGGUGGCGGCAGGGGAGACCUCGUCCCCCACGUCUUCAGCGGCGGAGAUGCCACAGGACCCCACGAACAGGCUCAGUUACCCCGCAAACGCUCUGUAUUCCACCAUGAACCAGCAAGGUAACGGAGUCUUCAGCCCAAGCCAGCAGUUCCAGACCCCCUACCCCACGGACAUCGACGUUUCAGGGGUGCCCUACCACAACCCUCUCAGCAUCAGUCCUCUACAUGACAUGGCACAGGGUAACACUCCCACAACCGACGACAUGGAGCUGGACGAGAUAUUCGCCACAGGGAUAUACGAAAUGCCAUAGCGUGGACACAGCUUCCUACAUUGCAAGUUGACUCCUGCACCAAUCAAACAAACCCAAAAAAUGCCUUCCCUUCCCUGUGGGAUACAGAGGACCAAUCAGCGACAGGAGAUACGUCGUGCCUGUACAGAAACGCUACUUUCUAUUUUUUCUUUUUACUUCAUUUUUGUUCUCUUGCCGUAUCAUAAUGUCUUGUUUUAGGUUUACCUAAAAUUCCACGUAUCUGAAGACGGGGGUUGCGGCACCGUAUAACUCAACCACAACCCACCACAAUGUCCCGUGCUUUGCUCUGAUUGGGCGUCAGUAGUGUACAGUACUUUUGCCUCUGUCUGCCUCUACUUCAGCCAGAAUGCCUUUUUCAAUUAUAUAUUUCACAUAUCAAAAUAUCAGACUAUACACUGGUUGAUUUAUGUUUCAAAAUUGUUACAUAUAUCUUUGAUAAAAAUAUAUAGAAAUAAAGUUUUUACUCAUCUGUA